AUGCUGGAUACUAAAGAAAACGAGUCGCAAAUCCCCAAGAUGACAAUUUCAGAGUUACGUAGACCUAAGACACGAAGGUUGACUCUUGCAAAAGGGAAGACUUGCAACCUGACAGAGACCAAGGCAACACCGGAUAGGGGGACAGGCGCAAUGCCGGACGCUCCGGAGCAGGAAAUAGACCUUAGUAUGUUAGAAAGGGAAGGGGCGACCUUCGAAGGGGGAGAAGACACUGUCGGGCAGGGAGAGCACAUGACAAACAACGUUGACCCGUCUACGGCCUGGAAGUUGGAGAUGGCAAAAUUUUUCCAACAAAUGAGACUUUGCGAAAGGUUCCGCGGGUUACCGCGGGAAAUCAUGCUAAACCAGAUGAAAGAAAACGAGUGGACUGGCGAUUAUAACGAAUAUUGCAAUGAGUUCUCGGACAUAGUAACCAAUGGAGAAGAAAUGCCCGAACACGAUCUGAUUCUGUACUUCCUCGCCGGAUUACCAACGGACGUCGGAGACGAACUGACCAACAAAGGCAAGAGGAAAUUUUCGACAUGGAACGAGGCUGCAGAUGCAAUCGCGGGAGGGAGAUUCACGGUUAAACGAGAAGGCCUAGGCAUUGGGGGAGAGAAAUGUCCUAGGCCAGAACGAAAUAAUGGCAGGGCGCACCUAGUAGCGUCGGGACCGAAUGCCAUUAAGAUCUCCACAUCUGCAAAACGGAACGAUCAGGCGAGCGGCGGGAACGAAAGCCGGAGGCACGGGUCACCGACGAGCGGGAUCCAAACUCAUGGGAACGGGAACGGAACCAACGAGGGCACAUCUCGUGCGGGACGUGACGAGGUAGAUCAGACAGGUCAAGAAGAAUAUCUUAUACCCCCGUGGCUUUGGACAGAAGAGUGUACAGCGGGACAACAGCCUUACGGAACUCUGUGCAGAGUCUGCAGCGGCGGCAAAACAGCGGUCUUGAGGUUGGAGAUACUCGGUUAUCAGUGUGAAGGUCUUUUGGACACAGGGGCGUCAAGAAGUUUUAUUCAACCGACCAUCGUCAAGAAAUUAGGACUGAGAACGAGAGCACUGACAGAGGAAUAUUCCUUCACAGUGGCGAACGGAGAAGUUAUUAGGAUCUAUACGGAGGUCCCGAGGCUGACGAUAAUUUGUGGGCGCGAAUGCUUCACGGGCAACUUUCUAGUAGGCCAGGUACCCUAUGCAGUCAUUCUCGGGAUAGAUUGGCUUGACAAGGAAUCGGACAGACUUAGAACAUACGUAAACGGCAGAAUGCGCAGCCUACCGGUGUUAAGGAAAGAGGGUGAGAGACCCGAUGGUACCACCAGAAAGCGGGAGACACUUAAAACAGAAACGGACUGUGCCUAUGAAGCGCUAGCUGAUCAAAUAUCCCAGAUGACAGCUGAGGAAGCCGCGGUAUUUUUACGCCCCACACCUAAGCGAUACAAGGCGAAGACUAGGCGGAAAGGCGGUAUUAAAAUCAAGGAACUCAUCAAUCGCGCUAGGAAGAGUACUGAAGAAAUGAAAGGAGCAACUGAAGGAUUGAACUGCAUCAUUAUGUUGCCAGAAACUGGAGUCGUUUUAGACAAGCACAAACCAAUUGGGGGACAAGGUCGAUUGAUGUGUACUAUUUUAGAAUGCUCAGCAGAUACAACGGACCGGAAGCGGAACGAUAACCGUCUGAGGGACAACGACAAGCUGGAGGACACGGAAGAAUCACCUUGGCCCAACGCCAGACUAGAAUUUACCGAGUUCGACAAAUGGAUCGAGAGCGAAGAAGCCCGCAACUUACCUACACCGGUAGCUCACCUAUUGAGACAAUAUCGACUGCUGUUUCCGGAUAGCCUUCCAAAUGACUAG
Messenger RNA from Eimeria mitis, 1848 nucleotides. RefSeq lists its product as uncharacterized. Gene Ontology annotation, biological process: proteolysis. The coding region runs from base 1 to 1848 and encodes 615 amino acids. The record is from RefSeq and is a predicted model, not a curated record. Gene Ontology annotation, molecular function: aspartic-type endopeptidase activity. NCBI's taxonomy places the organism in Eukaryota, Apicomplexa, Conoidasida, Eucoccidiorida, Eimeriidae. The transcript is spliced from 5 exons.